GUGCCAUCUACCUAAAAUUUUCCUUAAAUUCUACUAUUGAGCAAAUUUUGCCCAACCCCUUCACAUGAUCCAGGCAUCCCCAAUCCCUUCAAUUAACGACUCCUUCCUCAAAUCCUUACAAAACCUAUCCUCCCACAAAAGAGAAAAGUCACCGAAAAAGAAUUUGCUCUAUUUGCAAAGAGAUUAAAGGAAACAUUUGACGCCCCUGAAGCAGUUUCCUCUGACCCCGAGACCGUCACGAUCAUUCCUCAAGUCAAGCUUGAAACACUCCAUCCAAGAGGAAAGGCACAAAUCAAAAGGUCAGGGCCAAGUCACGAUCACAGCCACACUCAGCGUUCAUAUUUUCACAUUUUGGAUCAGUUUCAGAGGCCCAAUUGACCACUUUCCCCAGUCAAAUCGAUGAUCUGCAUAUGGGUUCUUCAACAAAAUGUAGCAGAAAUGGAGGAUCAGGGGCUUCAUCUGGAAAAUUAAAGAUUUAAUUGAGGAGGGGAUGCAGGGCUUUUGCCACAGAGCAGGCAAACCAGUGUAACUGUGUACUACCAAAGGAAGCAAAUUCGAUGAUUUUAUGCUGAUUAGAAUGCUGGCUCAAUAGUCAAAACAUAUCAGAAGUAUAUCAAUGGCAGAACAUCGGAAUGGUAAUGUCAAAAAUACAAAUGGCAAGGCAUCAGCAGCCACCAAUACAUAUACGAUCAAUCUGGAAAACUUCAGUAAGCGGUUGAAAAUGUUCUAUUCUCAUUGGAAUGAAUACAAUGGUGAUUUAUGGGGUGCUUCAGAUGCCCUGGCUAUAGCAACACCUCCAACUUCUGAAGAUCUACGUUACCUGAAAUCGUCAGCUUUGAACAUCUGGUUGGUUGGUUAUGAAUUCCCAGAAACAAUUAUGGUCUUCACGAAGAAGCAGAUCCAUUUCUUGUGUAGCCAGAAAAAAGCUUCUCUCCUCGAUGCUGUGAAGAAGUCUGCAAAAGAGGCUGUGGGUGUUGAAGUUGUGAUGCAUGUGAAACCUAAAAAUGAUGAUGGGGUUGGACUAAUGGAUAAUAUAUUUGAAGCUGUCAGUGCUCAGCCAAACUCCAAUGGUCAUGCUCCUGUUGUUGGACAUAUAGCAAGAGAGGCUCCUGAAGGAAAGCUUUUGGAGACAUGGGCUGAAAAGUUGAAAAAUGCGAAUUUUGAGCUAAGUGAUGUAACAAAUGGGUUCUCAAGUUUGUUUGCUGUCAAAGACAAUACAGAGCUUACAAAUGUAAAGAAAGCUGCAUUCUUGGCUUCAUCAGUGAUGAGAAGUUUUGUGGUCCCAAAACUUGAAAAGAUUAUUGAUGAGGAAAAGAAGGUUUCCCAUUCUUCAUUGAUGGAUGACACGGAGAAGACCAUCUUGGAACCUGCAAGAAUUAAAGUCAAGCUGAAGGCUGAGAAUGUUGAUAUUUGUUACCCUCCAAUAUUUCAGAGUGGAGGAGAUUUUGACCUGAAACCAAGUGCUUCCAGCAAUGAUGACAACCUUUACUAUGAUUCUACCAGUGUGAUUAUAUGUGCAAUCGGAUCCCGAUACAACAGCUACUGCUCAAAUGUUGCUCGAACUUUUCUGAUUGAUGCCAAUGCAAAUCAGAGCAAGGCUUAUGAGGUUCUCCUCAAGGCACAAGAAGCAGCCAUUAGUACUUUGAAAUCUGGCAACAAGGUCAGUGCUGCAUAUCAAGCAGCGCUUUCUGUAGUUGAGAAGGAUGCUCCUGAAUUGGCUGCAAACUUGACUAAAACUGCAGGAACUGGAAUUGGCCUUGAGUUUCGUGAGUCAGGGCUUAGUCUUAAUGCCAAGAAUGACCGCGAAUUUAAACCAGGCAUGGUUUUCAAUGUCUCCCUUGGAUUUCAGAAUUUGCAGGCAGAGACCAAAAACCCAAAGACCCAGAAAUUCUCAGUGCUGCUAGCCGAUACAGUUAUUGUUGGUGAAGAGGUUCCAGAGAUAGUGACUGUAUCAAGUUCUAAAGCUGUGAAGGAUGUAGCUUAUUCAUUCAAUGAGGAUGAUGAAGAAGAAGAUGAGCGGCCAAAAGUCAAAUCUGAGACUAGAAGCAGAGGGACUACCUUAUCUAAGGCAACACUUAGAUCAGACAACCAGGAGAUGUCAAAGGAGGAGCUACGAAGGCAGCACCAGGCUGAACUUGCCCGCCAGAAAAAUGAAGAAACUGCUAGGAGGCUUGCCGGAGGCGGUUCCAUUUCAACGGAUAAUCGUGGUGCUGGGAAGACAAUAGGUGAUGUGAUUGCAUAUAAGAAUGUUAAUGAUCUGCCCCCUCCAAGGGGUUUGAUGAUUCAAAUUGAUCAGAAGAAUGAAGCCAUCCUAUUGCCAAUUUAUGGAACCAUGGUUCCUUUCCAUGUAGCCACUGUGAAGAGUGUGUCCAGCCAGCAGGACAGUAACCGUAAUUGCUAUAUCCGUAUAAUCUUCAACGUACCUGGCACCCCUUUUAGUCCUCAUGACUCUACCACCCAGAAGUUUCAAGGGUCAAUUUAUCUCAAGGAAGUUUCAUUCCGCUCUAAGGACCCAAGGCAUAUCAGUGAAGCAGUACAGCUGAUCAAAACCCUUCGCCGACAGGUAGCCUCCAGGGAGUCCGAAAGAGCUGAGAGGGCCACUUUAGUUACUCAGGAAAAGCUGCAAGUUUCAGGAGCCAAAUUCAAGCCUAUAAGAUUGUCUGAUCUAUGGAUUCGUCCUGCAUUUGGUGGUCGGGGAAGAAAGUUGACUGGUUCACUAGAAGGCCACACAAAUGGGUUUCGAUACUCUACUUCAAGGCCUGACGAACGUGUGGAUGUUAUGUAUAGAAACAUCAAACAUGCAUUUUUCCAGCCAUCAGAGAAAGAAAUGAUCACUGUGUUACACUUUCAUCUGCACAAUCACAUUAUGGUGGGAAACAAGAAGACCAAGGAUGUGCAAUUUUAUAUUGAGGUAAUGGAUGUGGUCCAGACACUAGGUGGUGGAAAAAGAUCUGCCUAUGACCCGGAUGAGAUUGAGGAAGAGCAGCGUGAGAGGGAUCGAAAAAAUAAAAUCAAUAUGGACUUCCAAAACUUUGUGAACCGAGUAAAUGAUCUGUGGGGUCAACCUCAAUUCAAAGCGCUUGACCUUGAGUUUGAUCAGCCCUUAAGAGAGCUAGGCUUCCAUGGGGUACCUCACAAAGCCUCAGCUUUCAUUGUCCCUACUUCAAGCUGCCUGGUUGAACUGAUAGAGACACCAUUUGUGGUAAUAACUUUAAAUGAGAUUGAGAUUGUUAACCUGGAGAGAGUUGGUCUUGGGCAGAAGAAUUUUGAUAUGACUAUUGUAUUCAAGGACUUUAAAAGGGAUGUUUUCCGAAUAGACUCUAUCCCUUCAACAUCACUAGAUGGCAUCAAGGAGUGGUUAGACACUACUGACCUGAAGUACUAUGAAAGCAGGUUGAAUCUCAACUGGCGACCUAUAUUGAAAACUAUCACUGAUGAUCCAGAGAAGUUCAUAGAGGAUGGUGGAUGGGAGUUCUUGAACAUGGAGGUCAGUGAUUCAGAUUCUGGGACAGAGGAGUCAGACCAAGGGUAUGAGCCUUCAGAUGUACAGUCAGAUUCAGGAUCGGAGGAUGAGGAUGCCAACAGUGAGUCAUUGGUUGAGUCAGAGGAUGAUGAGGACGAAGACUCUGAAGAAGACUCAGAGGAGGAAGGAAAGACAUGGGAAGAGUUGGAGAGGGAAGCAACCUAUGCAGAUAGAGAGAAAGGGGAUGACUCGGAUAGCGAGGAGGAGAGGACAAGAAGGAAGAUGAAAGCUUUUGGGAAGGCUCGGGCACCUGACAAGAGGAAUCCUGGUGGCCACCUUCCCAAGAGGACAAAAUUAAGGUGAAUGUAAGGUCUCAACGACAGCAUUCCCCAAAGAAAUCCUGGUGGACACCUGGAGAGAGUUGGUCUUUCCCUUCGUUUAUCUUAUAGGGCAGCAUCAGCACCAGCAGUAGUUGUAGUUAUACAACUUUGUGUACGAACAACUUCACUUUGAAUGUGUUUUAAAAAGGUUCUAGUCGGUUUUGUUUUUUCUCCUUUUCAUUGUGUUUUGGAAAACCUUGUUUAAUUACUUUCUGCUUGUAAAAUAGUGGGAAUUAAAUAUUAUUAAUAAGUUAUACUUUCAGACUUUCUGUAUA
Messenger RNA from Quercus lobata, 4118 nucleotides. Its product is annotated as FACT complex subunit SPT16-like. The transcript is spliced from 6 exons. Gene Ontology annotation, cellular component: FACT complex. The record is from RefSeq and is a predicted model, not a curated record. NCBI's taxonomy places the organism in Eukaryota, Viridiplantae, Streptophyta, Magnoliopsida, Fagales, Fagaceae. Gene Ontology annotation, molecular function: nucleosome binding. Gene Ontology annotation, biological process: transcription elongation by RNA polymerase II. The coding region runs from base 617 to 3826 and encodes 1069 amino acids.